Messenger RNA from Porites evermanni, 6750 nucleotides. The record is from the annotation of a GenBank genome assembly. NCBI's taxonomy places the organism in Eukaryota, Metazoa, Cnidaria, Anthozoa, Scleractinia, Poritidae.
AUGAACGUCUUUCCCUUGGUGUUGGCAUUGGCUUUAGUUACUCCGACCGCAGUUGAAUGUAGGCGGGAUGUAUUCAGAGGUGCGUAUUAAAUACUGACUAAUUCUCUCUUUAUUGUUAUAAUCAUAAGAUAAAAAAUAGCUGUACCGCUCAAAUGAAUCAACGAAUCGCCUGAUCUUCAAUGUAAGAAAUAACUUUGUUAAAAGCUUUGGAGCUUUUCCCUGGAAUGUUCUUUCCGAGCUUGUUCGAAUUGGGCCUGUCGACCGUGUCGAGGACUACGGUCCAGUUUGUUUCCCUCGAUGCAAACGAAUCCUGUCUUCGAAACAGUUUUUAAAAGCAUUCGUUUAUCUCAUGCUAGAUUAUUAUCCCUGUAGCCUGCGCAGCAAGCGUUUUCGUGGGGUUUAGGAGCAAAGAAGGAGGAACGAGAGUCAAAGACCACGAGAAAAAUGGCGCAAGUAAAAGGGCAGGGAAGGGGUGGGGAAGAAAGGAAGAAAAAAAGUGUUUUUAGGUUUCUCAGUCUGACACAAGAAUUUACCUAUAAGUGGGUAUGCCUUAGCUAAUAUACACUGAGUACUUGACACUGAACUCACACUGGCUUGAUUUAUUGUGUGCUGUGUCCUAUGAAAAAUCUGAGGUCAAAAUAUACUUUUCUAGAAGGCACGUAUGGUCUCGAACUUUCGAAGAGUCCAUUGGGAUUAUUUCCGAGGGAAAAGUAUCAAAAGGGACAAUUUCUUCGCAGUAACAGAUUUAGCGGGGAAGUGCUUUGCACUUGAAGAAAAGAAGGUUCUUUUACCCGAAGGACUAAUCUGUACCUGUUUGCUAGCGGUACACCAGCCGGCAGGUUUGAAUUCCAAAUUCUUAUGGUGUUUGCUGUUUCAAGCUGAAAUGCGUAAACACACGAGCCCCUAUUUCUCACACCAAAUCCUUUUUCUUGUUGUUGAAAUGCACAAAACUGAAAACAGAAGCCUAACAAAUAAAAGAAAUUUCUGAUGCGCUUUAAGAGACAUGUGACUUUUGGUGCUAAAAUUCAUUAACAUGACACCGUACUUAACAGAAAAGUGUUGUUUCUGAUUACCAAGUAGAAAUUCUUGUCCAUUUGCCAGUUGUUGAAAUGUAGUUCUCAAACUCAUUAAUAAUUCAUUAAGAAAAUACAAAGGAAAUUAAUGUUUAAUGAGUGUUUGGAAAUCGGAUGAAACACUGCUUAGUAUUUGCAUCCUUAAUUUCUCCUUCAAAAAUGAUUUUGUUUGUACAGGUAAUCACAUGAUUUCGAGUGCAAUUUGGAAUAAAUAAGCACGAGUAAAUUUUUUCAAAGGCUAACAAAAUUGCACGAGCCCGUAGGGCGAGUGCAAUUUGUGGUCUUUGAAAAAAUUUACGAGUGCUUAUUUAUUCCAAAUUGCACGAGAAAAAUCAUGUGAUUACUUAUUAAUAAUAUUCAUGAAAAAAUUGCGAGAUAGCUUUAAAAUCUCUUUAAUAGGGAGUCAACCCGCGUAAACUACGUGCAAAAAUAAAUUAUUCAAAUGCUGCAAAUAUCAUCACACGUGCAGUCAAAACAACAUUUUGCUCGAUGUUUUUAAAGUUUGCAAGCUGCAGAAACGGGCUGAACAGUUCAUGGAAUUGUUCAAUGUGUUUGAAAUAAAGAUUCUGGGUUAUUACCUCGAGUUUUCCGCUCUUGCAGAGAAUUUCUUCUUCCUCCUCUGAUACUUGCCGAGCUUUGUUUGGGCGCUUACCACGGCCAGCCAAGCGAAGCUGUUUCGCUUUUUCCUCCAACACCUCUUUGGACGAACUAAAUUCUCGGUCACGUACAAUGGACAGGGUGCAGCCUUUGUUCUUUAAGUGUCUAUCAAGCGAUGCCUUCAUUACUUUAAGGCUUUCUGGUUCAUAAUCUUCACCUUUUUUGUAUUGUUUACUUCGGCGUAGAAAUGCUCGAGCAAAGUGUUAAGCUCAGCCGGCUCAUAAUUUUCUAUUUCAUCAGUAAUUACCUUACCUACGCACCAAUUCUUCCAAAAAGAGAGCCAAAAACCAGUGCUUUUCGCAGUGUUUUCCUUUUUAGAGCGGUUUUUCAGCUCCUCUACAGUUGUUUCGGUCGCAAAAGCAAAUGUGCUGCAAACGCCAACCAUUGCAGUUUUUGCUCGAAACUGGUCCGGAGCGGAUCCAAAUUUUGCGCCAUUUAGAUGGCGCAUUUGAUUGGCUCUCAGUGAGUUCCUUUGUUUUUUAGCCAAUCAGAAUGUCACGUUUGUUACUCUUUUCUGCACUAAAUUACCUUUUUUCUGCACUCAAUUACCUUUUUUCUGCACUGUGUUACCUAAAAACUGCAUUCCUCUUAGCCAAUCACAAUCGAGAAAUUUUUUCAUGUAUAGAGAAGAAAUAUCAAACAUUCGACACAGUGUUUCAUCACCAGAUGAAACACCUCGAAGUUCGUCAAAAAUACUCCGCUGCGCGUCGUAUUUUCAACUCUCUUCUCGGUGUUUCAUCUCGUGAUGAAACACUGCAUCUCAUGUUUGAUAUAUUACAUAGAGGCGCGCUGAUCUUGCUAGCUACUUGUGUUGUCCUAACAUUCUUACGGUCUAUCACGAAAAACGAACAAAAAUGAUAAGCGAACUAAAAAAAAGUGUCGCCGAAAAAACAAUACCGAUUGCUGUUCCGCCUUUGUACAAAAUUCUGUGAUCCCGCAAUGUUUAUAACCACCGUUAAAAGAGCCUAAGCAAUCUGGAAAAAGUCGGAUCGCAGAAAAAAAGAGUUUUCAAACACGCACUUUCAACAGUUGUUUUAAAAGACAAGUCGACUGACUCAACCUUGUCUCACUUUCCUUUUUGUUCGCAUUAACGUUUCUUGAUGUCGUCCUUGUUAAUUUAUUCUUGUGUUUUUCAACUUGCGGUUCUCAAUUCACUUUGUAUGCCAUUUUCCGCUAACUGUUUGGCACUGAACAAAGGUCUAAAAGCUCCAGUCGGAGAUUUUACCCCCUUUUAUUUUUUUAUUACACAGCCGCAGGCCAGGAACUUCUUAGUCAAAGAAAAACGCAGAUCGCAAGUCAAAAGUAUCAGAUAUUAUCUCAGCACCUUAAGUGGAGACAGAUUCACAUGACAGAAUUCUCAAGUGUAAUUCCCUUUAAAAAAUCACCUUGCUGUUUCGCCAGCCCUCGGGGUUCAAAGUCCGUAGUAUUGCAGUUUGUAAAUGAUACCGUUCUUAAAAAUUGAAAACAAGUGAAACAAGUUAGAUAUCAGACGAUAAAGCAAGUCGGUCAUUUUGUCAUUUAUACAAACUUAAUGUCAUUGGUUGUAGCCUGCGUAGCUGGCGGGAUAUGUUUUGGCGACCUAGCCAAGAGAAGAUUGGCCUGCGUAGCAAGAGUUUCAGUUUCGUUUCGGAGCAAACAAAGACUUCGGAUUUGGCCGCGCGCGAAAUGGAGCAAGCGCCAUUUUUCAUCGCGCGGUCUUUGACUCUCGUUCCUCGUUCUUUGCUCCGAAACCGCACGGAAAUGCUUGCUACGCAGACUACGAGAAGAUUGGGAUCAAAUCAAAAGAUCGGGAGAUCGGGAGAAGGAAUCAAGUCAUCCCGCACCGGCCUGUAAUGCAGGCUACCAAUGCAAAAAAAGUCUCGUAAAAGUAUUUAAACAAAAUUUAUAUGUGUCGACCAGGUUUACGGUAGUACUUCAUUACCAUCAACUGACGUGAUACAACUAGCCUGCGUAGCAGGCGCUUGGAAGUGGUGGGCACAAAAAUAAAACGGGCGCGCGAGAAGGAGACCUCGCGUGUCUCCCUCGCGCGCGCACGUUCUCUCUUUCGCCCACUACUUCCAAGCACACUUUGACUCUGAAGAUGACUAACGCACAGGUUGUCGAAACGUCAGUCACUGUCAACAACAGUUCCGGUUGAUCAUUCUCAACCUACUUGAGACUCUAUCGUGUAAUCAAAAUACCAGACUCCUUUGUGUAAACAUGGGAUUUUAAAUUCAAAAUUAAGGUGCCUAAACUUUUGUUAGUAUCUGGUGAGGAGGAGACAUACUCUUAUAUAGACCCGUAAUAAUGAGGUGUAUACUCGUGAACAAUCUCUUUAAUUGAAUCCCACAGGCCUUCGAAAAACCGUUGGAAACUGUCCAUACCAGAGACCAGCGGUGAAUUGCCAACAGGGUUUGUUCUUAUCAGAACACGAGGAAGAAUGUUUUGAAGAUGAAGAUUGCGAGACUUCUUUGAAGUGCUGCUCGAGAGGCUGUGAUAUGAAGUGCGUUGCUCCUGUCAAUUAUUCAGAAUGUAAGUUAUUUCAAUCAUGAACAGCUGUGGAACAGAAAGAAUAAAAAAUUUCUUGAGUGCGGCCCUUUCGCCGGCCCUGCUUGAGAAGACAGCCGACAUUUAGCGACGUCACCACUGGUUUCCACCGCGAAACGACGCCUGAGAAACAAGUGCAGAAAUUCCGUACUGAUGACGUGUCACUACCCUCUCUGGGUAAUGGUUCUGAUUGGUUGGAGCAAUCAGCCACGUAAACGCACUACUUAGAUCUGAUCUCGUUUUCUGAGAUCCGUCGAAAUCGCUUAAGCUUCUUGGCUUUGCUCCCUUUUCAGUUUGAAUCACUCCUUCGUGUCUGAACUCUUCGAUCGUCUCAGUGAUGCUUUAUAUAUUCUUUAAACAUUACUUUGAGGGGAAAGGGGAUCGUCAAAACGCAUUUCUUAAUUCAUAGGAUUAUAUCACAAAGUACCGGCUUUAUUAUGCCACUUACAUGAGUGGACGAGGACCAUACCCUUUCCCUUCCAGAAGAGGCCAAAGUUCUAUUUAGACAAAAAUUUCAAAUUUCAUUUUUGUCAAAUGGAGACAACUACGUACAGCGCCAUGUAAAACUACUGCCAAAGAGCCAAUAUAUGAAAUUCAUAUAUUCAACUUUAUCUUCCGCUUCUCGGGUAUAUUACGAGUCUUAUUAAUAAUGACCAGCUCCCAGAUGGCUUGCUACUGGGCUCCAUUAGUAAGAGCGCUGCGCCAGUAUCGCUUAAGGUCUGGGUUGGAAUGGCAAAAUGCCGGAAAACCUCAAUUUUUUCAUGCUUUUUUUCGCAACUGCAUAAGUUGCGCCUUAAAUUGACAUGACCUUCUUUGCUCUUUUCUCAUGAAAACGUUUAUCAUGGUUUUAAUUUCAGGGUGCAAAGUACCAGUUGAUCUCGGCAUGGUGUUUGAGCCCUACAAAACCGUUCUGGGAAACAUAACGAGAGUUGUUCGUAAAAUGUCAGUCUCAAAGAAGUCCACUCACAUUGCGCUGAGGACAAUUGAAAGGGAAAGCGAGUUGCUGCUCAAGUUUGAUGGAAGACAAACGCCAAACAAAGUUAAGAGAAUCAUCGAGAGCAUUACACCAAAGCAGCCGAGUAGAAAGAUUAUUAGACCUCUUAUUAGCGCCCUUGAGUUGGCCAAGGACAUGUUUAAUGAAACCAAUGGAAGAAGACCUGAAGCGAUUAAGGUAUUGCUGUAAAUCUAAAGUCCUUAAACUUUCAUUCAUGGUAAAAUUGCGAAAAAGGGUGUACAUGAACGGUAAGGGGGGAAGUUGAAGCCAAUAAGAAAAAACCAAGAGAAUUUGUAAAUAAGAGGAGACUUAAUAGAUGGUUAUCAGGUACAACAACAGAACUUGAAAACAGCGACCCUACAAUUUCAAGGUAGUAUCCAAUUUUUACCAUAGCCAUUCUUGACCUUAGUUUCCCUGUACUAAUAUGAUUUAUAGUAAACGAAAUUUGGCAAUUAGUUCUCGUUCGCCAUAAAAAAAGGAAAACCGUUGUCUUUUAUAUUUUUCCAGGUACUACCAACAUCAGGCAUCAUUAACCCAUCAGCUGUUGUUGUUACUCAGUGAUAUUGAAUUUUUUAUCUCUUAGUUGAGUCUCUGGUUAAAAAGACGCCCAAACGAGGUUUAUACACUGUAGAAUUGUGCCUCGUUUCUCUAUUUUCAAAACUACUGUUAACUGCAAUACCAGCUAUUUGUCACUCUGUAUACUUCAGGGAAAAAUAGGUACACGCUAAGGUUGGCGUAGAGAUUUCUCGUGGCAUCGUUCAGUGGUAGCCAACGACCAAAAUUAAUCAUAAUUAUGCAUGUCUGCCCAGACAGACGAUCCCAGACGUCGUUACCCCGAAAUAGAGGAUUUAGUGGAGAAUUGAGAGCUAAAUUUUUUAUGCAGUUUUGAUAAAAUGAUUUGAUUCGAUACAUUUAGUUGCUUUUAGCCUACGAAAACUGCUGAUGCCACCACUGGUUUCCCCGCGAAAUGACGUCUAAGAUGAGAAACGAAGGCAGAAAUUCUGCCAUACUGAUAACGUGUCACUACCCACAUCUGUGCAGUCAUGGUCGAGUAGUGCUUCUGACUGGUUGAAGCGAAUUUCCCUUGCGGCACUACCAAUCAGAGGCACUACCCAGAUCUGGGUAGUGACACGUCAUGAGAAUGGAAUUUCUGCAGUCGUAACUCAGACGUCAUAUUGCGGAGAAUCAGUGAUGGCGUCGCGCAAUGUCGGCUGUUUUCUCAGCCUAGGUUGCUUUUUUAACCAAUAGGUACUCCUGGUCUUCACGGACGGAAUGUUGGGAGAAGACGAAGAAGAGCAUCGCUUGGAAGCCGCAUCUCGUGCUUUAAAAGACUCUGGCAUCCUAGUGCAGUCCAUAAACAUCCCAGAGAUGGAAGAUACUGUUGACUUAAUGAACUUGGUUGAAAUAGCUUCUAGUGAUGUUUAUGUGUGGAAUGAAGUGGAUAACGAGGUUCUGACUCAGCUAAAGAAACUGGAGAGAGCUCCUUGCAACUACUUGUAG